UAAAAAAAAUUUUUGAGCUACACAAACAUUCAGUGGAAUUUCACAACCGUUACAUGAGUCUGAUAUUGGUUUAGUCUUGCUGCAACCGUGUGCCACAACGGAGAGAGAGAGAGCGUGUGAUUGAAGAUUUUCUUAAUUUUGUGUCUCCAAAUCAAAUAAAAAUAGAAAUAUUCUAAAUUUUAUUCGAGAAAAAGAUGUUUUCGUUUCUUUGUCUAUUUCGAAACUCGAAUUUAACGUGAAAUUAUGGGUAAAAUUCGUAGAUGUGUGUAUUUACUCGGUGUGAUAAUAGUGAUUUUAUGUAUUUUUAUGGAAGCCAUCGAAGCGGGCUGGAGUGCUCAAUGCUGGCGGAAGCACAAUGCCGGUUCCAUACAAACGCCAGAUGGUGAAUUCAAACGUCCCAUUGGCAUACUGUGCACAUACCGUUGUAUGCUGUGGUUUCCGCCUGUCUUUCCUUACUGUGAAUUCAUUUUCGAUCUGCGUUUAUCGCGACACUUCACCUCAUUCCCCGAUUGCUAUGAGAUACGCUGUAAUGAGACCUUCAGCUUCAUCGGAAACUGAGACCAAGCAUUUUGUAUAAAUAUUAAGUAAACUGAAGAAAAUUAUUAUAAAAUAUUUUAAACUAUUUUUAAUUUGUAAAUAAAAUAUUUUUUUCGCAUAUUUAUGUAAACCAAAUAAUCACAAAUAAAUUUUUCGAAAAUU
Messenger RNA from Zeugodacus cucurbitae (melon fly), 699 nucleotides. RefSeq lists its product as uncharacterized. The record is from RefSeq and is a predicted model, not a curated record. The transcript is spliced from 3 exons. The coding region runs from base 244 to 558 and encodes 104 amino acids. Lineage: Eukaryota; Metazoa; Arthropoda; Insecta; Diptera; Tephritidae.